Messenger RNA from Heterobasidion irregulare TC 32-1, 2346 nucleotides. RefSeq lists its product as uncharacterized. Lineage: Eukaryota; Fungi; Basidiomycota; Agaricomycetes; Russulales; Bondarzewiaceae. The record is from RefSeq and is a predicted model, not a curated record. The coding region runs from base 1 to 2346 and encodes 781 amino acids. The transcript has 5 exons.
AUGAUCAUCCCUGAUAAGAGCAGCAACGGUGGAGCUGGCGAUAAAAGCGGCUUUGACCACUACAGCAGUAAAGCAGAUCCUCCCGCAGACACGACGCGACCCGUCACUGCAAACCACGAUGAACAGCUUCCACCGCCAUAUACUCCGCCCCCAUUCCCUGCAUCUGUGUCUGCCCCCAUCCCGUCCUCCUCCUCUGCGGCCCAACCUCCACCCGCGCCCCCUACACUUCAACCAACCAACAAUCUGCACAUAAUACGCACAAACUCUGCCGUUCGUGAAUCUAUCCUCCUCGACCUCUCGCUAUCCCCUGUGCCUGGAUACACCAGCGACAACCAUAAUCUCGCUUUCGAGUCGCGUAACGGCUCUGUCAGGGCCGAGGUAUGGGUCCGCGAAGGCCGCGCAAGUGAUACGAUAGGCGGCCCUGCCCCCGAUCGCGCGCGCAUGCGCUUCACGAGCCAGAACGGCGCUGUGUCUGCUCAAAUCCAUCAAACUGACUCUACCGAUCUGCGCCCCCGCCUCUCCCUCCACCUCAACUCUCAGAACGGCUCCGCGACUCUCGCCCUCCCCCGCACGUUCCGCGGCACGCUCACGCUCGCCUCCGUUCACGGCUCUAUCCGCCUCUCCGACGCCCUCUCAAGCCACACUGCACUCCUCCACGAGGAGCAGGGUGUGCGCGUCGUAUUCGUCGGCGAGCGUCGUCAAGCUGGGGCCGGCGACAUGAAAGACGAGACGGACGACGCGUACGUUGGCACGAGGAACGGCGCUGUUCGAGUCUCAUUUGACGACGAACAUGCGGGCGGGUUGAGGGGAGAGAGCGUAGGUGCGAGCAUUUCAGGCGCGUGGAGCUCCUUCAUGAAGGCGUUUACUGGUGGGGAUAUAGACCCCCAUCGAGAAAGUGUUACUGUACACACUCUAGAGCAAGACCUAGGCCAGGAAUACCCACCCAGCACUAGACGUAUCAAUAACCAACUCCGUCACAACAAUCGCCCUAUCCGGCGCGAAGGGGACUUCUGGAUCUACGAAGACAACAACAGAUACGCCCCUCCGAAUUACGAUAACUGCUCAUACCGAAACGGGCGUUAUUACUUCACCCUUGAAGACGGAACAGAAGAAGAGGAUAUUUGGAACGAAACAGAAGCACAGUGGGAACUAGCCCCACAAUACAGGGAACCGGCGCCGGUAAUCCCCGAAGACUCGGAGCAAGAGGAAACGACCUCGGAAUCAGACUCCGACUCACCAGACCAAACACCGAUCAACACCCGAAACGAAUCGCUCGCCGACAUGUCGGGACAAGCUUCGACUUCUACAGACCCCCCUUCCGCGACAGUACAACCCGGAAGAGGAAAGGUCAAACUCCCAGACAACUAUAUAGGCAACCGCAUUGAAUCCCAGAAAUUCAUGCUCCAAUGCCUCCUUCUUUUCGCAGCAGAAUCCGAUCGGUACAAGACUGAUCAAGACAAGAUAUCCUUGGUACUCUCAUGCAUGAGAUAUGGCACGGCAGGAGCUUGGGCCGAGAACUUCCUCCUCAAAUCAGUAGGAGCGGACCCUCCCACUGAUCUAGGAACCUGGAGGGACUUUUUAACAAAGUUCAAGCUCCAAUUUAGGGAGACGGGCAAGACAGACAAAGCGCGAAGCGCACUCAUGGCCUUCUCCCAAGGACGAAUGACGGUUGACGAAUACUCCAACCAAUUCAUUCUCAUCGCCGCCGAUGCCGACAUCUCCGACAAGGAACAAGUCCCUUACUUCCAACGCGGGUUAGACCCGCGUGUCAUGGACAAAAUAUAUGACAAAGAAGUACAGCCAAAGGACAACAUUCAGGAUUGGAUAAACACAGCCUGCGAAAUAGACGGACGACUCAGAGCUAGAUCUGCUCAAAAAGCCAUCCUCGCAAACUCCACCUCCUUCCGCAGCGACUAUCUAAACCGUUUCCACUCCCAACCCGUUAUCCGCUAUAACUCCACAAACGCUCCUCGAAAGAUGAAUAAUCAGGUGGUUGAUAUGGACAUCGACGCUACCAGGAAGCAGGCGUUCCACCAGUUCGAGGAAACUCGAAGAGACGCUUGGGUACGACAGGGAGAGGAAACCGCGCAGUUGAUCUUGAGGGAGAAGACGACGCACCCGCUAUGGGAGACCAAGCGGGAAUAUAUCGAGGAAUGGAGACAGAGGAUGUUCAUCGCAACAACCAGCGGGUACCACAACCUGGUCCUUCGAUGGAACGUCCUCACUCUGCCCCAUCCGGACGACCCCAAACGAACCAUGGGCAACGCGCUAUGUUACCUAACGGAUGACGGGGAGACGGAAGCGUCAGUCAUUCUGCUCGAAUCGGAGCAGUGCUCGGAGAACUAG